UACAAUUUUGUGUAGAGUCAUAUUCAUCACUCAUGCCAUACCAUGGCGACCAUUCGAUUUAGAUUUAAAACGAAGAGGUUGUUAAUGGUACGGAUUUGCAAGUUGCAACUAAAUAAGGAGAUACUAGAAAAUUCAAGAAGAAUAAAAUUUGGAAAAGGGAGGGGUCAGUUAUACGUUAAGCUCACGGUUUCCACACAAAAAUGGCGGCUUAUCUGAAUCCCUCGUUGCCGCCUUUUCUCUAUCAUUCUUCUUCCUUCUUCUAUCUAUCCUUCUUUUCAAAUCACUGAUGCGCCAUGAAAACCGUCUGGCCCUCCUCUGCCUCUUCAUCUUCACCUUCAUUCCCUCCUCCCAGCUUCACCACCAACUCUUUCGCCACACCCAGGAGAAAGGUAUUAUGUUAUCAAGGAAUACUUGAGAAAAUAUAUUCAAAAUACUCUUGGAAAUCUACUUCGACUGGUAGAUUUUCGAAGUCAAGAAGUUUAGCAAUUCCCUCCCAUAGGCCAGAAAAGACUGCCUUGUGUGAAAUGAAGAUAAGUAAAUACAAGGUGGAUGAAUGCUUUGACUUUAUUUUUGGAAAGUCAUUAAGUUUUCUUCAAGAAUGGAGCCAAAUACAAUCUGUGGGCAUAGUUGUUAUACUGACGUGCACAUUCAUGUUUAUACCAUCAUCCCAAGCUGUUGAUGCACUAAAAACAUGUACAUGCUUACUUAAGGAGUGCAGGCUUGAACUUGCCAAAUGUAUUUCAAACCCACUAUGUGCUGCCAAUGUUGCUUGUCUCCAAACCUGCAACAAUCGACCUGAUGAGACUGAAUGCCAGAUUAAAUGUGGUGACCUGUUUGAAAACAGUGUGGUGGAUGAAUUUAAUGAAUGUGCAGUAUCACGAAAGAAAUGUGUGCCUAUGAAAUCCGAUGUCGGGGACUUUCCUGUACCCGACCCUUCUGUUCUUGUUAAGAGUUUCAAUAUAUCAGAUUUCAGUGGAAAGUGGUUCAUCACUAGUGGCUUAAAUCCCACUUUUGAUACGUUUGAUUGUCAGUUACAUGAAUUUCAUGUGGACAAUGGCAAACUUGUUGGUAAUAUAACUUGGAGAAUACGUACUCCAGAUAGUGGUUUUUUCACUCGAUCAACUAUACAGAGAUUUGUGCAAGAUCCUGACAGUCCUGGCAUACUCUACAACCAUAACAAUGAAUAUCUUCACUAUGAGGAUGACUGGUAUAUUCUAUCAAGCAAGGUGGAGAACAAACCAGACGAUUACAUUUUCGUAUACUAUCGUGGUCGAAACGAUGCUUGGGAUGGCUAUGGAGGAGCCGUUGUAUACACAAGAAGUGCUGUACUGCCAGAAAGCAUAGUUCCUGAGCUGGAAAGGGCAGCUAACAGUGUAGGGAGAGACUUCAACAAGUUUAUAAGAACGGACAAUUCAUGUGGUCCUGAGCCACCACUUGUAGAAAGGCUAGAGAAGACAUUGGAAAGUGGAGAAAAAACGAUCGUAAGGGAAGUUGAACAGAUUGAACAAGAGGUGGAGAAGGAAGUUGAAGAGAUUGAAAAAGAGGUGGAGAAAGUAGGGAAGACUGAGAUGUCAUUGAUUGAGAAGUUGGGAGAGGGUCUUAAAGAACUUCAACAGGAUGAGGAAUUUUUUCUUAGAGAAUUAUCAAAAGAAGAGGCUGAUCUUCUGAAUGAGCUUAAAAUGGAAGCAAAUGAGGUUGAGAAUUUGUUUGGAAGAGCACUUGCUCUUAGAAAACUAAGAUAAAAGAAUUUGAUAUUAUAAUACUUCUCACAUUAUUAAUUAAAACCAUGUUCUCUAAUUACAUCAAUUUUUUAAUCUUGAAGGCUUUCAUCUGUA
Molecule: messenger RNA, 1835 nt
Organism: Cucumis melo (muskmelon)
Lineage: Eukaryota; Viridiplantae; Streptophyta; Magnoliopsida; Cucurbitales; Cucurbitaceae
Product: violaxanthin de-epoxidase, chloroplastic
Exons: 6
Coding region: 294-1742 (482 amino acids)
Biological process (GO): xanthophyll cycle
Molecular function (GO): violaxanthin de-epoxidase activity
Source: RefSeq, a predicted model, not a curated record